This is a messenger RNA of Diabrotica virgifera virgifera (western corn rootworm), 667 nucleotides long. Its product is annotated as protein CutA homolog. The transcript has 2 exons. Gene Ontology annotation, biological process: response to metal ion. Gene Ontology annotation, molecular function: copper ion binding. The record is from RefSeq and is a predicted model, not a curated record. The coding region runs from base 134 to 583 and encodes 149 amino acids. Lineage: Eukaryota; Metazoa; Arthropoda; Insecta; Coleoptera; Chrysomelidae.
UUUAUCUUGUUAUAAUUUUGACAAUUUGACUUUUGAACAGAAUCCAGAAUUGAUAAUUGAUUAAAAUUAAAGCAAACAUUUAUUGGUAAGUACAUACAACCUUUUAGCGGUCUCAACGUUACUGAUUUCUGGAAUGAUAUUCCAAAAAGGAUUAUUAAUUUCUACAUUGUUUCUUGGAUUUUUUAGGAGAUCCUGUGUAAUAGCAAGCAAAGAUAUGUCUGGUGAAAUAUCGUUGUUGAAUCAAACUGCUCAUUAUACGAGUGGCGAACAUUCUGUUGCUUAUGUAACGGCCCCCAGUGAAGAUGUUGCUAAACAGUUGGCCCAUGGAAUCCUCAAGAAUAAGUUAGCUGCAUGUGUUAAUAUUAUACCGAAAAUUACAUCAAUUUACGAAUGGGAAGGUAAAAUAAAUGAAGAUUCUGAAGUACUAAUGAUGAUUAAGACUAGGACAUCAAAAGUAAAUAAUUUAACUGAAUUCGUAAAAUCAAAACAUCCUUACACCGUUUGUGAAGUUAUAUCUCUUCCUAUUCAGAAUGGCAAUGAGGCUUACUUGAAGUGGAUAAGCGAUGUAGUCCCUAGUAAAUAAGUUAUAACUGAUUAGUUAUUAAUUCUAAUGUACUGAUAUAAUAAAACGUAAAAUAUUGAUCUGAUUAAAUUACUAUAAAUUGUG